Molecule: messenger RNA, 1623 nt
Organism: Diabrotica virgifera virgifera (western corn rootworm)
Lineage: Eukaryota; Metazoa; Arthropoda; Insecta; Coleoptera; Chrysomelidae
Product: progestin and adipoQ receptor family member 3-like
Exons: 8
Coding region: 396-1535 (379 amino acids)
Cellular component (GO): membrane
Molecular function (GO): signaling receptor activity
Source: RefSeq, a predicted model, not a curated record
AUAACGAGCAACCAUCAGGAUAAAAGAGGUCAUCACCAUUUUCGCGCCGAGCGAAGGCUUGCUUUUGCAAUAGCUAUCCACGGCCCGCCAUGUCUUUGAUCAACAAAUUGUUUAGCAACGGAGAGCGGUCAGUGUGAGUGUAGCGCUGUCGUUGUAAAAGCAACGACUUUUCUUGGCAAUCAUUUUGCUCUCGCAUUAUUGUAAGUUCUUACUUUCGAUAUCGUUUUUGUUCAAAGCGAAUUUAGUGUCUUAGAAAGUUAAUUUAAUAACGACUGCGUUCAUUUUUUACGGUACAGUAAGUCAUUUCUUAAGACCAUUAUUUACUAUAUUCGUGAAACUGGAUUUCUGUUGAAAUUUGCAGGAAUUACAAUUAUCAGAGAUAUUUGUGUGAAAAGAUGACAUCUAAAUUAAGGCUAUGGAUCGCACCUUAUUCGGAACUUUCUCUAGAAGGAGAUGGAGCAUUUUGUAAACCAUGCGGCAAAUCGAAUAUGACUGUUACAUUGGCGGCCAAACAUGAAGUAGCCAUUGACGAUAAUGACAAUGAAACAUGUUGUACGAAUACUAAGAAUGGCAUACACGAUCACACGCAAUCCUUAUUAGAAGACCUACCCACCUCUGAAGAAAAAGAAGAGAGCAAAAAGAUUGUUGAUGAUUCCGACAGCGAUGAUGAAUACGAUGAAAUUUACUACCAGAAAGCAAGACAGCUCUUACCCUACGAAGAGGCCCCCGAAUAUUUACGACAUAAUCCGUAUAUAUUGACAGGAUAUAGAAGGAAUCUUAAAACAAAUUUAUGUAUAUCUAGUGUAUUUUGGUGGACCAAUGAAACGAUAAAUAUUUGGUCUCAUAUAUUUGGGUUAUUCCUUUUUGUGGCAUUAACAGUGUACGAUUUUAUGAUUUUACACGUGCAAGCAACUCUAUCGGACAAAAUUAUAGUUUCUUUAUUUCUAGGAUGUUUUAUGACAUGUAUGGCAUUUUCUGCAUUAUACCACACAUUUUCAUGCAGAUCAGAAAAGGAUUGUGAAAAAUAUUUAUCAUAUGAUCUUUUUGGUAUAGCGUUGUCUUUGCUAGCUAUUUAUACAUCUGGAAUAUAUUAUGCCUUCUGGUGUGAUACAGACUGGCAACUAUUCUAUACCAUAACAGUGACUGUGAUAUUUGCUGUAGCAAUGGCAUUACAUAUUCCCGAAUUUAAUGUGGAUCCUAAUGUCAAGACAAUAGUGUUUGUAGCCUGGGGUCUCUACGGUGUCAUUCCAACUAUUCAUUGGACCAUUAAAAACGGCGGAUUGGACAAUCCUUUGGUAGCUAUCUUACUGCCAAGAGUAAUAGGAAUGUACAUGAUUAGCGGUUUUGCAUUCAUCAUCUACAUAACCAAGAUUCCGGAACGAUUUUUGGCUGGAAGAUUCGACUAUAUUGGACACUCACAUCAAUGGUGGCACAUUUUUGUUGUUUUGGCUCUCUACUAUUGGCACAACAGUGGUUUAAUCUAUAUAGAAUAUAGAUUAAAUCAUGCUUGCCCGAAUAAAAUGAAAUUUCCUUGAUUUAUAUCAUCUUUAUUGUUAAUUAUCUUUAUUGCUUUAGUUAGUUUUGUGGUACCUUUGUAAAUAAACUGUGAUAAAGUUUAUUAAA